Messenger RNA from Zonotrichia albicollis (white-throated sparrow), 5869 nucleotides. RefSeq names its product phosphatidylserine decarboxylase (gene PISD). Gene Ontology annotation, biological process: phosphatidylethanolamine biosynthetic process. Gene Ontology annotation, molecular function: phosphatidylserine decarboxylase activity. Lineage: Eukaryota; Metazoa; Chordata; Aves; Passeriformes; Passerellidae. Gene Ontology annotation, cellular component: mitochondrion. The record is from RefSeq and is a predicted model, not a curated record.
UCCACCCUGGCUGCAGGAGCUGCUGGGCUGGUGCUCUGCUGCUCCUGCCCAGCUCCAAACCAAUUCCCUCCCCACAGUUCUGUGAACACACGUGUUCAGUGUGAAAAAUAAUUCUGUCUUGGUCAGAUGAAGUUUCUUUUGAAACAAUGUUGUCGAUUAAGCUUGUUGCUGUUUAAAAUUAAGUAUUUACUAAUUUCUGAUGUUCCCGAAGUAGCUCCCCUGUGCUCCUUGAUGCUUUUCUUUGAAUUUUGAUAGGAUUUUGGCUAACUGCUUUCAGCAUUUUACUAUACAGAUGGCAUCGUUUUUGUUGUGUAGGAGUUUCUUGUGCCAGCCAGAGAAAGACUAAAUGAUAUUUUAAAUAGGAAAACAAAAAGAGUUGGCACAAGGCUCAGGGAGGAAGGAGUGUUUUGAGUGCUUUCACUGAGCUUAAAUUUCCCUUCUUUCAGUUAGCUGGGUUUCUAUUUUAAUUUGCAGUUGUUAAAAUUCAGCUUGAACAACAUGCACAAAGGUCUUGGAACUUCCUGACACACAGGAUACCAUAUAGAAAUUUUCUACCUGAGAAAAAUACUCUAAUGCAGGAUCUCCAGAGGUGUGUCUAGGGAGUAUCUGUAAUAUUUGGAGUUGAAGGCCAAUCAAAAUACACAAUUACUGCUUGAAUAUUUUCCUUUUGAGGCCUCACUGGGAUGCCAUUUGCUAGUUAAUUCUAGCUUUUCCUGCUGGUCCUCCCACUCCUCCUGCAUUAUCCCUAUUACAAUACAAGCCUUUCCCUCAGUCAGAGCAACAGUGCUCUUUUUCAUCUACUCUGUCAGCCAGAGAGUUUUCACAGUGCUUAGAAGGCUUUGGAAACAAGGAGGGUUUUUUUUCAUUUGUUUUCAACCCAGCUUUAGCAGAAAGCAGAAGUGAAAUGGAACCACGAGAGAGUCAGCCCUGCAAUCGUUCUGAGUAUUUGGUUUAAUCUUGAGGUGAGAUGUAGCUGACUUCCACUUCUUCCAGCAGGACUCCCUUAACAAUCCAAACCCAGUCACAGGAGAUUCAGAAAAUCUAUGUUUGAGGUGUGUUCUGUAGAAUUAAAGAGGGAAAUGUCUCUGUAUAUUUAGAAUGCUUAGAUAGAAACAGUGCAGCCUUUGGUCUUUAAAAAUCAAACCAGCUACCAAACAGUUUCCUACUGUUUUGUAUUUUAGUUCUACUAGACAUUAAAACUGUGACAGUACUGAAAGUCACAUAAUAGGCACAUAACACUUCUUUUAUACCCAGUUAUCAAGCUGGCCCUAAAACUGGCUUUUUUUGUAUGUAUCUGGUUAUUUGUAGAAGAGUGUCCAUUACCUGUUCCCUUAACUGAGUGUUUUUAGAUGGAGGCAGAUUUCCGCAGAUGGAUGUUUGUGUCUGGCAAGAGUUGUAAAACAGAAAGACAUUCCUUUCUGUUCUGUUUUGUUCUUUACAAGCUGGACACUAAGUGCAGGAAAGGAUUUUUGGUGCCCAAGAGUCCAGAACUUUUAGCAGCAGCUGCUGCACUGCAGAAUUGAAGCUGGGAGUUAUCUCCUCCUCCUCCUCCUCCUCCUCCUCCUCUUCUCCGCCCCACUCCUCCUCCCCGCCUUGCAUUCAGGCUGGCGCUGGGAUGAGCUGUGCAAGGCCAGCUGGCUGCUCCUCUCACUAGAGCGCUGCUGCCCAGCAGCCUGGGACACACUGCAGGCUGUUUUUUGGGGAGCUGGGCUUCAAUGGCCACCCGGACUAGCAAGAAGCAAGGACUGCUCAUAUGGACAGCUCAUUUUUAUCGUGUGCAGAGUCGGCUUUGUAGUGGGAUGUUGAAAUAUGACACAAUGCCUGUUUGUUUGCAAUAGCUGCAACUCUCGUAGCAGAGAUUCAAGUGGGAAACAGAGAGGGAAUCCAGAGCCAAACCAGCGGGGGAUUUAGGAACUGUGACGCCGAGUCCUCUCUCCUAUACCGGAGCAAGCAAAGGAAAGAGAGGUAGAGGAAAAAAGACUGAGCCUUGCAACAGCCGUCACCCUGACGAUGUGUCAGUCAAACACCCUGCAGGGACCAGAGCUCCACACAGGGAAAUGGUGAGAUGCUACAAAGCUUUAUCUAACCCUCCACCCUCUUGCUACAACCUCCGCAAAGUUAAAAUUCAUGUCCGGAGGCUGCGUUCAGGGAACGGCGGCAGCAGCAGCUGUGCCGGGGACCAGCACCCACAGCUGGAGAGUCCAGGCCCAGCUGGCUCUGCUGGUGGGACACCAAGUAGGAGAACUCGUUUCAGGUUGCAAUUCCCCCAGCUGGCCCUGAGGCGAAGGUUGGGCCAGCUGAGCUGUAUGUCUAGGCCUGCUCUGAAACUCCGUUCUUGGCCUCUGACUAUUCUCUAUUACCUUCUGCCUUUCGGUGCUCUUAAACCCUUGACCAGAGUGGGAUGGAGGCCUAUGAGCAGGGUUGCCCUGUACAAGUCGGUGCCCACGCGGCUGCUCUCGCGAGCCUGGGGCCGCCUGAACCAGGUGGAGCUGCCCACGUGGCUGAGGAAGCCGGUGUACAGCCUGUACAUCUGGACCUUCGGGGUGAACAUGAAGGAGGCAGCUGUGGAGGAUCUGCACCACUACAGGAACCUGAGCGAGUUCUUCCGCAGGAAGCUGAAGCCGCAGGCGCGGCCGGUGUGCUGCGUGCACAGCGUGAUUAGUCCCUCUGAUGGAAAGAUCCUUAAUUUCGGACAGGUAAAAAAUUGUGAAGUGGAGCAAGUAAAAGGAGUUACUUAUUCUCUGGAAUCUUUCUUAGGACCUCGCAUCUCCACAGAGGAAAUGCAUUUUAGCCAGGCCCCACCUGGUAACUCUUUUCAGAAACAACUGGUCACAAAGGAGGGGAAUGAGCUCUACCACUGUGUAAUUUACCUUGCACCAGGGGAUUAUCACUGCUUCCACUCGCCCACGGACUGGACGGUGUCGCACCGCCGGCACUUCCCAGGCUCUCUGAUGUCUGUCAAUCCUGGAGUAGCUCGCUGGAUCAAGGAGCUGUUCUGCCACAAUGAACGCGUGGUCCUUACAGGUGACUGGAAACAUGGCUUCUUCUCACUAACAGCUGUAGGAGCAACAAACGUGGGCUCCAUCCGCAUCUACUUUGACCAGGACUUGCACACGAACAGUCCAAGUUACUCUAAAGGUUCCUACAAUGACUUCAGCUUCAUAUCCAACAACAACAAGGAGGGAAUCCCCAUGAGGAAAGGGGAACAUUUAGGGGAAUUUAACUUAGGCUCUACAAUUGUACUAAUCUUUGAGGCACCCAAGGACUUCAGAUUCAACCUCAAGGCUGGACAGAAAAUCCGCUUUGGAGAAGCACUGGGCUCUCUAUAGGAACUGUCUCAGCAAGAAGAUUUUCUAUAAAAAGGGACUUUUUUCACACCACUGAGUGUUUCAUUUAUCAAGUUUGUAUCACUCAGCAGGACCUGGGUGAGGAGGAAGAAAGAUGUCACUGCUGCAUUAAACUUGAAAAUAUUUGGUCUACAUUUACCUGCUGCUGAAUGUAGAAACUGAAUUGAAUGAUCAUGGAUGUAUUGGGUACAGCUGCCUUCAAAGAUGUUGCCCAUGGUGGUUUCAGGCCCACCCUGUGCCUGUAGUCUUUCAUGUUCUGCCCUGAAUGUGCCACAGGAUCAUUAUGUUCUUAGAGCCUCUAAGUCCCUUUUAAGCCUUCCUAGGCAGGUGCAGUAGGAAAGGGUGGAGGUAGAGAUUACCUGUAGUUAAAGUGACACUGACAGGCUGAGUCAGACCUUGUACCUUGUAUCUACAGAAUCUGAUUUACAGACCUUGAGUAAAGAAUAUAUUCUCAUAUUUAUUUUAUUCUAAGAAACUCCACCCAAAUUACUAGAUAAAAGCAGUCUCUGAAUGCACAGAUGGCCAAACAGUGAAAUUUGCUGGUGUGGCUUCGUGGCCCCAACAAAGCAAAAUGUACAACAGUCAGUCAGUACAAUGAGUGACACUCAUCCCUCAUCCUGAGUUUUGUACUGUUAGACAACUUUAAUUCUUUUGUCUGACAUUGCUGCUUUAAAAAUGGGCUUUGCAGUGUAUUUUAAACCUGAAAACAGCGUCUACAUUCCAGACAACAGAACUUGUCAUCUUGCGAUUUUCUUUUCUUUUUUAAAGGCAGACAAAGCUCUGUGUCCUCUUCCUAAUCCAUGGUUUUAUUUUGCUAUUCCAGGCCUUAAAGUUUUUGUCUUUAUGAAAGACAGUUAACUUCAUCUCUUGGAUUAAGGAGUUAGAAGACACAGGGCAUAUUUUUGCUGGGUGAUGUGAUGGCAACUAAAGUGUGCUUUUCCUUUCUGCUGUGUAUCUUGUUACUUUGUCACUAAAUUCUUGAAGAAUUAGUUCCUCUGUUAAAGGACAGCUUCAGCUACUUCAGGACCAAUUUUUAUUGUACAGAGUGAAAUGCCCUAUGCACUGACUGUGUUUAAAAUAUUUAUGGCUUUUUAAAGAAAUCCCGUGUUGCUUCCCAGGUGCCAAUCUGGCCCUCCCUUGACUGGGCAACAACUUCAUCUUAUUUAAAAUACAAAACAAAAAACCACACUGGCUCUGACUUGUACCCUCAUACUUAAUGCUAGGAAUGUGCUGGGGGCUGAAAUCUUUGUGCUGAAGCUUAACCCACUGUAAAAUUUUAAAGCCUCUUUGUGACUUCACAUCAAGAAGAGUUAAAAUCUAACAAACACCUUGGAUCUACUGCAUGUGGCACUGACAAAAACCACUGCCAAAGUGAAGAGGAAUUGAGUUUUAAAGCAAUGUAUAAAUUGUUUUUUGAGAAUAAACUGUUUCAAGUCCCAGCACUCAAACAUGAUUUUGCUAUCCAGAGCUUGUUGGAGUGGACACGCUUAUGAAACCUGCCUUUGUGCUUUCUGAAAGAUUUCUCCUACUACUUCCUUGCUUGAGCUACUUUUCUGCUACUUCAAGGAGAUGACAGGCUCUGAUCUCCUAAAGAAACCCUUCUUUGUAUGCACUGCAGAAAAUAGAAUAUAAUUUUGUUGUACAAAUGUCCAGUUUGCCAAGUCCUGUAUGCUUAGCUUGUCAUCAGGAAGGAAGGGAUGAUAAACUGCCUCUAAGUGAUGCAGCCAGGCAUGGGUCAGAUGAGGGUGGCUGUUUGGGUGACAAGCAGGAGAAAAUUCAUUUGGCUCCAGGAGUCAGUGUUUCCUCACACAGGGAGGAGUUUGAAAGCUUGAAGUGGCUCUCAGCCACCUAUCUUGUUAAAGUUCUUGGCAUUAGCAAGUUUACUCCUGCAGCAGUAUAGUACCAGAUACAAGUCUUUUUAAACCUUUGAGAGUGAGAAAAGAGUAAGGCAAAUAUCAGCUCUGAGAGGAUAAAGUUUGGGUGAGCUUUUUGAUUAAACUUCAGUGUGAUGUUAACAAGAGAAAGCAAAUUUGUUCCAGUGGAUGAGAGAAAAAGACAACUGAAUCUUUUCCUUUUUUCCACUGGGGUCUAUGACAUCCAGACAGAGCCAAAGGAAGUUUAAGCUUUAAUUUCUUCCUACUCAGCAGCAUCAUCCAUGGUAUCUGAAGGUACAUAUUAGCCUAGUGAUGGAGGAUGGGUUGCUUGAUGUUUGCUUUAUUAGAAAUCUCGGAAGGAAGAGAGGAUUCAGCAUGCAAGUGGCUGUUUAUGAUGGAUUUAAUACUGUGCAGAGCGAGCUAAUCAACCAACAUUGCUUGUGAUGCAGGGGCCAGCACUGCACCCCAGGAGUGAAAAAGUUCCUCGAGGGUACUGAUAAUGCUGUGAAUUUCUCCUGCAUGGAGAAUCCAUUUAAUUCAACUGUAUCAGUAGCACGGUAUUUUUGUAUGUCAAAGUGUAUGACUUACUGACAUGAACUCAUUUAAUUGCAAACAUUUUGAAAUAAAGAGUCUCAUAUGUGUUGCUUA